Penicillium subrubescens is the source of this 1515-nucleotide messenger RNA. RefSeq names its product NuA4 histone acetyltransferase complex catalytic subunit ESA1. The record is from RefSeq and is a predicted model, not a curated record. Gene Ontology annotation, biological process: regulation of DNA-templated transcription. Bases 1 to 1515 code for a protein of 504 amino acids. Gene Ontology annotation, molecular function: histone acetyltransferase activity. NCBI's taxonomy places the organism in Eukaryota, Fungi, Ascomycota, Eurotiomycetes, Eurotiales, Aspergillaceae. The transcript has 6 exons.
AUGGGCGUCCGAGACUCCGGCGAGGUGACGGGGACGCCCGACCCCGUCGAGAGAGGCCUUGCCACCAUCAACACCAUCACCCUGGGUGUGAAGGCCAUGGUUCAGAAGGAUGGCGAACUUCGAAAAGCUGAGAUUCUGUCGAUUCGAGAACGGAAGGGUGGACUUUCAUUCUAUGUUCAUUAUGUCGAUUUCAACAAACGUCUUGACGAAUGGGUUCCAGCUGCCCGAAUCGACCUCACUCAGGAGGUAGAGUGGCCUCGGCCUGAAAAGGCGGACAAGAAGAAGAGCGCCGCUACGACCAAGGCCCCUAGCAAGAAUGUCCAGAAACAGCAGCGCGCCGAUAGCCGCGAGGUAUCAGGGACUCCAGAUGCCUUUGGCAGUAAGAACCAGAACAUUGCAAGGGCUUCCCGGCCCUCAAAGGCUGGGGGUAAAGAGAACCGGGAUACGCCCGAUAUCUCAAUGAUCGGGUCUGAAGCAGUGUCCACCGUCGGGACGCCGAAAAUGAUGGACUCGGAGGACCUAGAAAUGACCGAUGCGCCACUCAAGGACGAAGUCAAGACCGCUUCUGGUGAACUGAUCACCCGCGAAGAGGAAAUUGAGCGGUUACGUACCGGUGGUAGUAUGACCCAGAAUCCAACUGAGGUCCACCGUGUGCGAAACUUGACCAAGCUUCAAAUGGGCAAGCACGAUAUCGAGCCGUGGUAUUUCUCGCCAUACCCCGAUUCGUUCUCCGAUGUGGAUCUAGUCUACAUCGACGAGUUCUGUCUCAGCUACUUUGACAAUUACCGUGCUUUUGAGCGUCACCGUGCCAAGUGCACAAUGGUCCACCCGCCCGGCAACGAAAUCUACCGUGACGAAAACAUUUCCUUCUUCGAGGUUGACGGCCGUCGUCAGCGGACAUGGUGUCGUAACCUGUGUCUUCUCAGCAAGCUCUUCCUAGACCACAAGACGCUCUACUAUGACGUGGACCCCUUCCUCUUCUACUGCAUGUGCACGCGCGACGAUACGGGCUGCCAUCUGGUCGGCUACUUCUCCAAAGAAAAGGAUUCUGCCGAGGGCUACAACUUGGCUUGUAUCACGACCUUCCCGCAAUUCCAGCGCGCAGGUUAUGGUCGUCUACUCAUCGCCAUGAGCUACGAGCUAAGCAAGCGCGAGGGCAAACUGGGUUCUCCCGAGAAACCGCUUAGUGACUUGGGUUUGCUCAGUUACCGUCGAUACUGGCGGGAGACGCUUGUUGAGCUAUUGGCGGAACCAAACCGUGAGGCUAUGAGCGAGAAUGAACUCGCUCUUCUCACGUCUAUGACCGAGAAGGAUAUUCACGAGACAUUGCUGGUGAACAACAUGCUCCGAUACCAUAAAGGAAACUGGAUUAUCGUUCUAACCGACCAAGUCCUCGACGAGCACAACAAGCGCCUGGAGAAGGAGAAGAUCAAGGGUUCUCGCAGGAUCGACCCCGUUCGUCUGCAGUGGAAGCCGCCAGUCUUCACGGCGUCCAGCCGUACUUGGAAUUGGUAA